Lottia gigantea (owl limpet) is the source of this 1596-nucleotide messenger RNA. RefSeq lists its product as hypothetical. The transcript has 11 exons. Gene Ontology annotation, molecular function: protein binding. NCBI's taxonomy places the organism in Eukaryota, Metazoa, Mollusca, Gastropoda, Lottiidae. The coding region runs from base 1 to 1596 and encodes 531 amino acids. The record is from RefSeq and is a predicted model, not a curated record.
AUGAUAGCAGUAGAAAGAAAGGAUGAACCACCACCACCUUCCCUACCUUCAUCAUCUCCUCCUGUACAACCUACAGUAUCACCAAAAGUUGAAACUUCACAACCACCAGCAGCUAUUCAACCACAACUAUCACCAACUGUACAAUCAUCAGAAUCUAAAUCACCAGAUAACACCACACCAUCACCCUCUAUAGAUGCUACAGAUAUUAAGAUGAGUCCAAAGACUGUUUUAGCUCAUAGAAAAUCAGGAAGUGUUGACAGCACGUCAUCAUCAGACCAUUUCACCUCAAGUGACCUUAGAGUGAUGCCAUCACCACCAUCCUCACCGCGUACAAUGUCACCAGGAUUAUCAAUGUCACCUGGUAUGUCACCAUUAGCCUCACCAAGUUUAAUGAGAGGAUCAUGGUUAAGUGGUAUUGAUAUUAUACCACAAACAUAUGAAAAAACAAUCAAGGUGAAGAAAGGAAAUGACCAAUUAGGAAUUACUGUAGAAUCUGUAGAUAAAGGUGCUAAUGGAACUAUUAUAAGGAAUGUAACCAAAGGUAGCGCUGUGGCAAAAGAUGGCCGUCUUAUACCUGGUGAUUAUAUUGUUUCAAUAAACAACGAAAGUAUGAGAAAAAUAACUAAUGCUCAAGCUCGAGCUAUAUUACGGAGGGCAUCAUUACUCAGCACUGACAUCAGUGUAACUUACAUAUCAGGACCAGAUGCAGCGAAUCAUCGUGAAACCAUGAGUAACCAGGGUGCAACAUCUAGUCCUUCUCAUCAUUCCAGUAUGCCUUCUCCAAAUCCAUCAUUAUCACCAUCAUCAGCUAUGCUUGUGUCUUCCCCUCCCUCCUCCCCAUUAAAGGUUGUGUCUACUUCAACAUCAUCACCAACACAAAUUUCAACAACUGAUGUUAUAUUAGAUGAUUUAAACCAACAGAUAUCACCCCGACAAAAAUCAUUAAAAGCAGAUGGAUCACCCGCAGUACAAGCGUGGGGUUCACCAAGAUCUGUAGAAUUAAUAAGGGAACCUGGUAAAAGUCUUGGAAUCAGUAUUGUUGGUGGUCGAGUGGAUAUGUUUAAUUUAUUAGAAGAUCAUACAAUAUCUGGUAUCUUUAUAAAACAUGUACUGGAAGAUAGUCCUGCUGGCAGGAAUGGUACUUUAAAAACAGGCGAUAGAAUUCUAGAGGUGAAUGGAGAAGAUGUACGCAAUUCAACACACGAUGAAGCAGUAGAAGUAAUACGCCAUGCCACCUCACCAGUAACCUUUGUAGUUCAAAGUCUUUCUGAUUCUGCUUGUCCUGGUGAUUUAGAAGCAGCAGAAAUCAAAUCUGUUCAUUCCUUUGAAGAAAGUCAUCAAAGUGUCAGUGCUACCAGUAGUACAACUCAAGCUCAAUCUACCCAGAAACCUUCAGUGAUAGAAGCUACAACAAUAGUCUCUUCAACAUCAGUACCCAUAUCAUCAACAACACCACAAGAACCAUCAACAUCUAAAGAACAACAACCAUCAACAUCUAAACAACCUGUAGAAGCAGAAACUUAUAGUGGUGAAGAAGAUGAGUUUGGUUAUUCUGAAACUUUUAUUUUUGAUAUAGCACCUACAGUUAGGAUCUAA